Molecule: messenger RNA, 3264 nt
Organism: Etheostoma spectabile (orangethroat darter)
Lineage: Eukaryota; Metazoa; Chordata; Actinopteri; Perciformes; Percidae
Gene: foxred2
Product: FAD-dependent oxidoreductase domain containing 2
Exons: 10
Coding region: 162-2216 (684 amino acids)
Biological process (GO): ERAD pathway
Cellular component (GO): endoplasmic reticulum lumen
Molecular function (GO): flavin adenine dinucleotide binding; monooxygenase activity
Source: RefSeq, a predicted model, not a curated record
AGGGGGGGGGGGGGCUUCUACCCUUAAACAGUACGGUCUUAGCCUACCAGUGAAUUGUCCUUUAAGAUGCAAAAGCGCAAUUAUGUAGCAGUCUCGACAGGUUUGAUACAUGCUAAACUACAGAUGUUGCGCUCGAGGGAUCGACUAAUAUAACAAAGGUUAUGGAUUCGAACCUUCCUUGUUUUAUCCUCUUCAUCCUGUUCGGCUGUGUCAGAUGCUCUUCUGAUGACCCCCCCAACAACGGCACCCGCCACCAUGACUACUGCGUGCUCGGAGCCGGGCCCGCGGGUCUGCAGAUGGGGUACUUCCUCUCCAAGGCUGAGAGAGACUACAUCAUCUUGGAGAGGAACUCCGGACCGGGCAGCUUCUUUAACAAGUAUCCCAGGCACAGGAAGCUGAUUAGUAUUAACAAGAUCCACACAGGAAGGCAGAACCGAGAAUUCAACCUGCGCCACGAUUGGAACUCGUUGCUGAGCGACAGACCUGACCUGCUGCUCAAGAGAGUGAGCGGGGACUUUUACCCGCCAGCGGACGCCUUCCCGCUCUACCUGUCCAUGUUCGUGAAGGAGCUCGGGCUGAAGGUCCGGUAUGGGGUGGACAUCGGAAGGAUCAGGGCAGCGCAGUCAGCCGCCGGCAGAAGAUACAUCCUGACUGAUCAACAUGCGUCGGACUACACAUGCAGCGUCCUUCUGGCAGCCACAGGUUUGUGGGUUCCUCACAAGGUAGAGUUUGUCGGGUCUCACCUGGUCGAAGGCUACGAGUCCAUCUCCACUAAUCCUGAGGACUACAAGGACCAGUCCGUGCUGAUUCUGGGCAAGGGGAACUCGGCGUUUGAAACAGCCCAGAGCAUCUUGGGAAGAGCAAGUCAUGUGCACAUGAUCAGCUCCAGCCCCGUUCGACUCGCUUGGCAAACACAUUACGUUGGAGAUCUCAGAGCUGUGAAUAAUGAGCUCAUAGACACAUAUCAGCUGAAGUCCCUUGAUGGGUUGUUGGAGGCACACCUGGACAAAAUAGUCCUCGCUCAACGAACGGAGCAAGGCAGGACGAGGUCAGGUAAAAAGAAGAAAGAGAAGAAGGGACAGUUGUACGUGACUUUAAAGAAGUUCCUUCAACACCAGGGACAGAAGAACAGCUCAGAUGUGACAGGAGAAGAACUGCCAGGGUAUUACAUCGACAACUUCUCUUUGCGGAAGCCCUACGACCGAGUGAUUCGAUGCCUUGGCUUCCGAUUCAACUUCAGCAUAUUUGACAGCUCUACCUGCCCACCGAAAAGUGACAAUGCCAAAGGGCGUUUGCCGCAGGUGACAGCCUGGUAUGAAGGGAAGAGCACUCCUGGCCUGUUUGUGCUGGGAACGGCUGCUCACUCCAGAGACUACCGCUCGUCUGCCGGCGGCUUCGUCCAUGGAUUCCGGUACACAGUGCGUGCUGUACAUCGUGUACUUGAACAACGUUACCAUAGUAACCCGUGGCCCUCGACAAAACUGUUGACAUCGCAGCUGCAGUCCUGGAUUCUGAAGCGGGUCGGCGAGGCUUCUGGGCCGUACCAAAUGUUUGAGGUGCUGGGGGACGUUAUACUUCUCCGAGGCUCUCACUGUGAAUACGUGGAAGAGUUUACACUCCAGGCCUUGCCUCAGUUCUCCAAUCUCUCGGGCCACGAGGUCUCACGCCAUGGACUGAUCGUUCUAGUCAUGCAGUACGGGAAGAAGAAGAUAGAUUAUCUGGGGCCGGAAAGGACGGAAGGAGACUGGACCAAAGCGUGGAAAUCCAACUUUCUGCACCCUGUUUUAUACUACUAUGACACACUUCCUACUGAGGAAGAAAUGAAGCUCCGUCCCUCUGGCUGGGCUUUACCGAGGCCCAAGGCGAUCCAUCACAUGGUCGAGGACUUCCUCGCUGAAUGGGAUAGUCCCGUAUCUCACAUCCAGCCUUUGCGGCGCUUCCUGGAGCACUGCGUCCAGACUGACCUCAGGGCCUUCUACGCGGAAUCAUGUUUCCGUUCGGCCCUUACCCACCGAAAGCCGCCGCUGUUCUGUCAGCAGGGAUACUUGCAGCAGCAGGGUGUCGCUCACAUCAAACAGCCGUGGCAGCACAUACGUGACGCUGGACUGAUGCCUACUGAGCGAGAUGCAGGCACAUCCGUGGCUGACCCCGCAUUCCCCAACUGCCUGGCCCAAGCCGGAGCCUCCGAGUCCUCAGGACUGAAACUUGACUCCUGAUUGUUCUUCUCCAGUGUUUUAAAGCCAUGCCUCUGAUGCUGUUUAAGUUACUCAAACUCGCUACCUCCAGCACCCAUAAUUCCCUCCACAAAACCAAAUAUUUUGACAGGAUACUAUACCCUAAAAGUACGGCAAAUUCGUCUUAGAAACCCUCGUCACCAGAUGUAAAUGUCUAAUGGUACGUGUCCACAUUCUUGAUGGGCUUGUGACGGGCAGUUAUCAAUUUCUCUUCAAUGACAAGUAAGGAAAACAGGCUACACCCUCAGGCAACCACUCUGGCUGAACCUGAUUGGAUGACUGCUGUACUCGUGGGCCGUCUGCUCCUGAAUUUAAAAACCGGCCAACAUGGCGGCUCGUUUGAAAACACAUGAAAUAGCUCACCGAAAUGUGUUUCUGAAAACAUGUUAUGUGAGAGAGCUGCAGGUGAUGAACCCGUCUUCAUUUUAGUUGACAACCGUCACAUUAAAAAUAAAUCUGAGUUUUCGAGAGGUGGAGAGUCAAGCUGGAGUAGAAAGUCCAGUAGCCUGGACCUUAACUUUAUGCAAAUGAGGCGCGAGCAACUCGACUCCAACUACCAGAAUUCAUUGCACGGCUGCUUACACAGACAAUGAAUGGCACAUGACUUUUUUUUAACCAAAGAGUUAUUUUCCUUUCUUUAUUUUGAUUGUGUUUAAAUGUCCAAAGAAGUAAAAAAUGAUCCAGUAAUUCACAAGAAAUAAUCAAAGAUGAUUGAAAAGUCUUAAAAAAAGAAAAGAAAGAAGCAUAACCAUGUCUUCUUUCUCUUUUAGUAAUUACUUUGUGGCCCCUCUGACUUUAUUAUCAUCAUGCAACCUCUUGGGUGUCUAUUGCAUAUCACUGGAGAGGCACUUUGUCCAUUGAAUGUCCCUUUAUUGUCAUUCCUCACAAAAUAUGGAUAUACUUUAUAUUAUGUCAUUUUUAUAUCAUGGAAAUCUAGAUUAUAUGAAGUUGUAUAGGUGGUGGGUGGGUGUGUCAAAAAUGAUUAUGCAUUUUACAUGUUACCUGAUGAGACUUACAUUAAAGAGGAAAU